Penicillium subrubescens is the source of this 936-nucleotide messenger RNA. RefSeq lists its product as uncharacterized. The coding region runs from base 1 to 936 and encodes 311 amino acids. The record is from RefSeq and is a predicted model, not a curated record. Gene Ontology annotation, molecular function: metallopeptidase activity. The transcript has 6 exons. Lineage: Eukaryota; Fungi; Ascomycota; Eurotiomycetes; Eurotiales; Aspergillaceae.
AUGGCUACCAUGGCUACAAUGACCUGGUCCAAGGUUAUGCUUCUUCUUUCCUUUAUUUUGUUACAAGUCGCUUGGGUAGAUGCCUAUUCAAUUGACGAUUCCUGUGCACCAAUCAAGGACACCUUAGUUGAAGCUGUCAAAAAUUCUAUGAAGCUUGCAGAAGAUGCAGGAACUGCAUUGGAUGGAAACGAUCCCAACGUUAAUGAGCUGAAAGGGUGGUUCUUCGCUGGAUAUCGUCUUGACACUGUGAGGGCAAUCUACAAGAAUGUGCAAGAAUUCAAGAACUUGAAAAAUGUUGAUCUAAAUAAUAACCAUGAUCCAAUUCUAUACUGCGACCUCUCUCGAUAUGAAGAAACCACGAUCACGGGCGACGACGGAAAAGAGCAAACAGUCCUCUUCGACAAGACCACCAAGCUUCUUGUGCCAAAGUCAAAGGAGUACGAUGGAUGUAAAACCGGCGACACAGUUGCCUAUAGGUCGGCACAGGUGAAAGAUGGGCAACUAGUCAAGAACUCGAUUCAGCUUUGCCCCUGGUAUCUCACCGUCCUAGGCCAUUCGGCCUAUGCAACCAUUGAUACGGUGACAAACCACAAGAAUCUCAACGACUACAACCCUAAGCGUCCCCUCUCAGCGGGUGAGCCCAAUGCCGAUGUAUUCGGCAGUCGACUUGAUGUUUCUCUAUUGCAUGAGUUUUCACACGCCCUCGCUGAUGACAAGGGACACACACUCGACUGGGCGUACAGGUGGGAAGGUUGUAUGUCAGCUGGGCCGACAGGGUGCAAUAAUGCGGAGUCUAUCUCGUACUUUGCAAUGGGUGUGCAAUUGAUCAACAAGAAGGCUUAUUUCACCAAGGAGGGAAAGAUGGACUUGUUGAGUAGGAAGCCAAAGCCCGGGAAGCGAGAUGUACAGAUGGUUAUGCGUCCCUGGACUGGUUAA